Molecule: messenger RNA, 1088 nt
Organism: Fimicolochytrium jonesii
Lineage: Eukaryota; Fungi; Chytridiomycota; Chytridiomycetes; Spizellomycetales; Powellomycetaceae
Exons: 3
Coding region: 1-1011 (336 amino acids)
Source: RefSeq, a predicted model, not a curated record
AUGUUGCAUAGCAGUUUACAUUGCACCCCACAGCGCAAGGACCGCACCACAACCGCUCAAAGAUUGGCAAUCAGACUCCCAACCACUUCAAUAUGGAGGGAGAACCUGCAAAGGGCAAGAGCCUGUUUGACAUUGAGGGAGACUCCGGGACGGAGGAAAGAGGAGGAAGGGCAGGAAGAUGUUGAAGAGGGGAACAAUGACAUGGGGCAAGGAGAAGAGGCCAGCUUGAAGGAAGCCGUACCUUCCACGCCAAAGCGAAAACCAUCUCAGCAGGCUACCACAGCAACGGCAUCCAGAGGAGUGGUAGCACCAACGUCAGCAACAAAACAUAGCACCAAGCUGAGGCUUGAGAAAGUACGGAAGGAUGUACACAUUUGGGCGGAGAAGAUCAAACCUGACCACACAAAAAAGCAACAUGGGCCAAAGCAGAAGGAAUUCCUGCGGUGGUACGCAACAGAUUUCACGGAUGAAGCGCCACGCUUGCCAGGGAUUGUGUCUUCCAGCAAACUUCUCGUCUUCAUGCAGGAGCAGCUGAUUCAAAGCGGCUGGAGAAGCUGGGCUGUGCGGUUUGCCUUUGGUGCGGGCGACUUUGCCCAGCGGGGCGGCUGGAGAAGGCCUCAUGGAGCCGUCCCUGUGCAAGCACUUCAGCGUGAACUUGCAGUACUUGGUGCAACAGUUCUGAUGUGGCCAGAAGGAGGCUCAACGGAUAACUGUUUCAUUGGCAUCGAAGGUUACGAGGAGCUCCCGUUCAAAAUGCCCGAUGGGAACAUGCACACGACGUCAGCACCCGAAACCCGUUACUACAACUGUGAAAAGCACCCCAAGGAAUGGUUUCGGCGGCACAGGGACAGUGGUCGGCACACCUUACGCAAAUAUUGCUAUCUCGGGGAUGUUCAAGGAGUGAAACAACACAUCCUCCCUUCAUUGUGCCCAGGGAGGGAACGAAUGAGAGGGCCAAACUGGCAUGCCCCCAAUCUACGCCGCACGCCCCCAUCAACGCCCAAUCGUUGACCAAGAUAUUCAAGCUGGAGCCACUUUCCGCUUCCUUCAGCAUCAAUAUUCCCGACAUCAAGGUCAUCAACCCCCGU